Messenger RNA from Rotaria sp. Silwood2, 603 nucleotides. The record is from the annotation of a GenBank genome assembly. NCBI's taxonomy places the organism in Eukaryota, Metazoa, Rotifera, Eurotatoria, Philodinida, Philodinidae.
AUGUCAAAUAAUGUAAAUGCAUGUGUUCCUUUCAAUGAAAUCGAAGGAGUAGCAUCAACAAAUGUUCCAGCUUAUUCAAACAAAAAAAGUCAAUACUUUAGAUGUGGUCGUCAUUUUGUUUAUGGAGUUUUUACUGGUUAUCAAUGGCAGUGUGUUGAAUUUGCUCGUCGAUGGUUAUUGAUGCGUAAAAGCUGUACAUUUAAAGAUAUUCCAUGUGCAUCUAAUAUUUGGAAUGAUUUACCAUAUAUUGAACGAGUUACAGACAGUCAAUAUUUUCAAUUGCGUUCUGUUCCAAAUGGUUCUCCAGAACCACCAAAAAAAGAUUCAUUACUUAUUUAUCCUCGUAGUAAAAAAAUGCCUUAUGGACAUGUUGCUAUUAUUACUGAUGUAACAACAGAUUAUGUUCAUAUUGCCGAACAAAACAAUUUAUAUCAUUAUUGGCCUGGUGAUUAUGCUCGUCGAGAACAAUUAAGAUUUCAUAAUGGAAAUUAUUAUAUUGAUGAUGAAGAUCCAAUUUAUGGUUGGAUGGAAAUUGAAAAUAAUCAUGAAUUGCAACCCUUUGAUGAAUCGAACAUUGAUAAUAUACUUGAGCAAUAUUUAUAA